Messenger RNA from Mus pahari (shrew mouse), 2262 nucleotides. It is a transcript of the gene Garin5b, whose product is annotated as family with sequence similarity 71 member E2. The record is from RefSeq and is a predicted model, not a curated record. Bases 1 to 2262 code for a protein of 753 amino acids. Gene Ontology annotation, cellular component: nucleus. Lineage: Eukaryota; Metazoa; Chordata; Mammalia; Rodentia; Muridae. The transcript has 10 exons.
AUGAGGCGGCUGUGGCACUUUAUUUUCCCUCCACCUCCUCCGGAGCCUCCGAAGUGGGUCCCCAUCCUUGGAGAGAUGCAGAAGACCCUUCAGAUGGCCGAGUACCUGCCCCUCCGCCCGCUGCCCAUGUUCGAGAGUAACUUUACCCAGGUAACCAACAAUGGGACUCCUGCGUUAUUGCACAACAAAUCCAACAAGCUGACUAUGGGUGUUGCGGCAUCCUUGCCUGGCCUAGUGCUGCCUGACAUUCUGUUGAUUGCUCGGCCCCCUGAGGACCAGGAGUCCUCCAGUCUCAUCCUAACCAGAAUGAUCCCAUUAGACCUUGCCCGCCUGUAUGUCCAUGAUCUGCCCACCUGGCGACUGAAGCUGCGUCUGAGAUCUGGCCGUCACUAUUUCCUGGCACUGGAUGCCCCUGAACAUGAGCUGGCCUUUCUGUUUGACCGCUGGAUUCGCCUCAUCAACAUGCUUCGUGGGCCUAAAUUAUCCCGGACACCAAAAACGGAACGCUCCCUGCUGGAAGUACCCCCAGAAGUCACUCCUGCCUCCACUUGGCACUUUCAGGUCCAGUCUCAAGGCAAACUUACAGUUGAAGUUGCUGACCCCACCUUUCCUUGCAAAAUAUUCUCUUCUCAUAAACCAAAGAAGACCAAGAUGAAGCUGACCAAGCCAAUCAAGCACUCGCUCAGAUCUCAGGCUGUGGGUGACUCUGUGCCUCUCAUCUGGUCACAACUGCAAUCUUCUGAGGAUCAGAUGAAUGUCACAAAAAACAAGUCCUAUCUACAUGGCCGCUCUGACAGACCUGAACCUCUAAUCCAUGUUUCUGAUAAGGCCAGCCUCACCAUCCGGACCAUCUUCAGCAUCAUCUCUAACACGAUAAACCAGGCCCACAAAUCUGAUUCUGAGGAAGACGCAAGCCAGGGUCGUCUACUUGAGACUCCUUCAAGGUGCAUCUCACAGAACGACACUAGUUUCCCUGUCGUAGUCGCCUCUGAUCACCUGAACACCCUCCUGUGGGCACAAAACCUUGACGAUCUCAGGAAUCCUGAAUUCGCCACCCUAUCUUCCUUGAGCACAUCUUACCCUCCUGCCUUCUACAUCUUUCCGCCCAAUCCUCCCUUUCCGAAGUCCAAAGACAAAGCCAGACCCACAGGCUCAAAGAGACACGUGAGCCCACCGCCUUCCCACAAAGCUUCAUCUGUCCCCAUCGAAUCAAGGAAAAUGCCGUUCAUUUUGGACCAGUCUAAUAAGGUGCCAGCUGAGCCUGCUCCAGCUCAGAUGGCCUCAGCCCUUCCCAGUCCGUCUCGGAAGACCCCAACUGCACUGUGGUCAAGAGGGAAGUCUUCAGCUGCACCUGGCCAUGUCUAUAAGUCUCAGCCUUCUGUUUCCCAGAAGACCCCAACCACCCCUGGGUACCCCUGGAAGCCCCAAGUUAUAACUGCCCCAAGCCAGAAAACUUUAACACCAAAUCAGAAGCUUCUACAAGUACCUACACAUUCCCAGAAAGCCAUGCACCCCAAAAAGGACCACCUACUUGUAAAUGCCCCUUCUCAGAAGGACCCAACUGCCCCGUACCAGAAAGCUCUCGACUCAUGGGCAAAGGCCCCUGGGGAUCCCAGGACGUUACAGGGAGGAGACAUGCUUGAGAGAAAGACUGAAGGGACACAGGAACCUGUGCUGUUAGUGGAACAGCAGAGUACAAUGGUGGUAGAUGUGAGGGCCCAGACCAUGCCCCUGCAUCUGCCCUUUGCCACUACCAAGAAGCAGUCCAAGGAGAUCUUGAUUGGCAAAACCCAAGAGGCUUUGAAGGGCAGGGAAAAGUUAGAAGACAGGGCCCACAAUAUGGAGGAGGAGACAACUGUGAACUUGCCCAAUCUAAAGUCCAAGGAGACAGAGAUGCAGAAGUGGGUCUUGACCGAGGAGAUCGCUGUUGAGAGCCCCUAUAGAGAGGACAGUAGGCCCUUCUCUGCAGAGGAGCUCGCCCUUGCCAAGAUGAAGAUUAUGGCCAACUCCAAACACCAGCAACUGAAGCCAGCUACCGUCUCUCUGCCCUCCUCAUUCUCGAUGACUUCCAAUGUGUCUUCCAUGUCCAUGUUGGCUAAUUUGCCCUUUAACACCAGCCGGAUGACCUUUCCAGAUGGAUCACAAGUAGUGGUCAUAGAACAAUCAGGGUCCCAUACUAAAGUGAACAAGGAGAAUACGUGGCACCAGAUGGAGAGGAAGCCUGCAGAGGACUUGCCAGUAAACAGCAACCCAAGGAUUUAA